GAGACAAAAGUUUAAUCAUGUCUGCACCUUGUCCUGUGAAUGAUCUAGCAUGGAAAAAAGAAAUAAAAAACACAGAUCCAAUCCAAAUGCUGUAACAUUCAAGGUCAAAGAUUAAGGUGCUGCUUCCAUUGAGAUGGCAUAGAAGAUAUUUCCGACGCAAAUGUAGGGUGGGAGCACUAAUCAAUCAAAACAUGGAAAUACUCUGAAUUAUCCACGUUGCCGAAGUACAUGAUGCUGAUGAAGGCUGGGAUUAGGAUAUGGCCAUAUGGGUGUUCAGGUGGGCACUUCUUCUGACAAGGUACAGUAUCCACACGAAAAGGCGCGGCGAGGUGGGCUUCCCGGAGCAGCUCCCACACGCGGUGGGCAGAAGAAAAGGUGACCGACAUGAAUGCGGCGAGGUUCUGCCAUUGCCGGUGGCUGCCAGCGAGACAUGGGGCAUGGCGGCGGCGGUUGCAGACAAGCUGCUGGAGCUCUCCUCAUCGACCUGCGCAGCACAUGCGAGACAGAGAGCUGCUGGAUCUGCCGGUGAAAACGAGGAGGGAGGUUCUGUGACGAUCUGCCAUAGCUUUUUGUGCUGCCGGAGUGGUUGGAUGAUCUGCGGCCUCCUUGGCGGAGCGGUCGAUCGGCGUCCUGGGAGAGGUCGGAGGCGAGCCGGAGCAGGAAGAAGACGACGAUCUGCCGGAGCUUUGGACUGCGGCCGAGCGGCGACGGCGAGGGAGUUGCGCAGGCCUCCGGCGAGCAGAAGCUGGUCGCAGGCGGAGGCGAUGCGAUCCUAGGCGUGGGAUUCAGCUAGCUGAUCCAAUCCUACGAUCGCACGCGUGGGAUCAGGAGCUGAUCGUGGGCGGGCGGGAGGACAGGUAUCGCGGCUGGCGCGGCCGGCGGAGAUCGCGGCUGGCCAUUGUAAGAGGUUAUUUUAUACACACGCAAAGCUAGCCAUGUGUGACAAACAUCUAUAUCCCGCAAACCAAAAAUGAACUGGACCUUGGCUCCGACAGAACCAGUUUCAUGAUAAAACAAUUAGUAAAUGCUAUCAAUUGCCUAUUCUCUUUUCGCUUUCAUUUUUUCCUGUUUAACAUAACCAGAGACAUAUCAUGUGAAACAUGUUACUAUACUU
Molecule: messenger RNA, 1114 nt
Organism: Lolium perenne
Lineage: Eukaryota; Viridiplantae; Streptophyta; Magnoliopsida; Poales; Poaceae
Source: RefSeq, a predicted model, not a curated record